Penicillium griseofulvum is the source of this 1038-nucleotide messenger RNA. Its product is annotated as triose-phosphate isomerase. Gene Ontology annotation, cellular component: cytosol. The record is from RefSeq and is a predicted model, not a curated record. The transcript is spliced from 2 exons. Gene Ontology annotation, molecular function: triose-phosphate isomerase activity. Gene Ontology annotation, biological process: glyceraldehyde-3-phosphate biosynthetic process; gluconeogenesis; glycolytic process. Bases 1 to 1038 code for a protein of 345 amino acids. NCBI's taxonomy places the organism in Eukaryota, Fungi, Ascomycota, Eurotiomycetes, Eurotiales, Aspergillaceae.
AUGUUAAAGUCAACUUUUCCGAGUACCCUACCCUACACGGGAACGCUAAGCAUACUUGGGCUUCCCCUAACAAACACCCAAACAAUCAAUUCUCACAUCACCAUCACCACCAUCACCACCAUCACCACCAUCACCACCAUCACCACCAUCACCACCAUCACCACCAUCACCACCAUCACCACCAUCACCACCAUCACCAUGGCGUCCAAUUACCCAAUUCUUCCAGAGAAGCUCCUCCUCAUCUCUCUAAAGAUGUACUUCACCCCAGAGCGCACCCUCACCUACCUCCGCGAUCUCCUCAACCCAUCCAACGAAAUCGUCCAUCCAGCAAACAGCGACAAACUCCUCCUAGCUCUAAUCCCCGAUUUCCUAACCAUCUGGCCCUGCGCCCAAAUCCUGAAAGAGUACGAAGCCAACCUCGGACCUUCCCAAUCCACACCCCCCUUCCUCCUAGGCGCCCAAGACUGUUUCUGGGAACCCCAAGGCGCAUACACAGGCGAAGUCUCCCCCGCCUCAAUCCGCGCCCUGGGCUGCACAAUCGUCGAACUAGGCCAUGCCGAACGCCGGUCUAUCUUCAACGAAUCAGAUGACCAAACCGCUCGCAAGGCCGCCGCAACCUGCGCCCAGCAUAUGGUCCCGCUCGUUUGCGUCGGCGAGGUAACAGCCCCAGGCCCCGUCGCCUCCCAAGCAGUCGGCCAGGCUGUGGACGAGUGCGCGGUGCUGGUGCGCGCUGUGUUGGCUGCUAUCCCGGAUGACGCGCCUGUUAUCUUUGCCUACGAGCCUGUCUGGGCUAUUGGCCAGCCGAAGCCGGCGGGUGUUGAUCACGUUGCUGCUGUUGUGCAGGGCAUCCGGGCUGUUAUUGGGGAGCGGCCGGGUACCGCUCGUGUGCUGUAUGGGGGCAGUGCGGGGCCUGGACUUUGGGGGGCGGGGGGUCUUGGUAAAGCUGUGGAUGGAAUGUUUUUGGGCAGGUUCGCGCAUGAAAUUAAGGGCGUGCGUGAGGUUGUUCGUGAAGUGGAGGAGACACUGACUGUCGCAUGA